This is a messenger RNA of Triplophysa dalaica, 3842 nucleotides long. RefSeq names its product L-threonine ammonia-lyase. NCBI's taxonomy places the organism in Eukaryota, Metazoa, Chordata, Actinopteri, Cypriniformes, Nemacheilidae. Gene Ontology annotation, molecular function: L-serine ammonia-lyase activity; threonine deaminase activity. The transcript is spliced from 11 exons. Gene Ontology annotation, biological process: L-threonine catabolic process; L-serine catabolic process. The record is from RefSeq and is a predicted model, not a curated record. Bases 1728 to 3842 code for a protein of 704 amino acids.
UGACAGCUUCAAUCAGAGAAAACUAACACGAGGAUUGACCGCGUCCAGCUCAUGAUGACCAGUCCAGAAACAACACACGACCGGCCAAAGGAGAAGCCUGGAAACAAACACAGAUCAUUUCAUUAAACACACAUCUGUGAUGAGGAACAUCACUGGAGAGCUCAUGGAAACUUUUGCUUAUUUAUAUUUCUCCUGAGAAAAAGAGUCAAUGUGUCUGUCAUGAGAGUUUGAGAAGAGACGUCAACAAUGUGUCAGACUGAGCUCAGAUUUGUCUCGUCUGCAAUCAAAAGUCAAUAUUAUUAAAGAUCUCAAUAUCAACUCAAACAUUUCUCAUCAUGUUUACUCAAAUCCAGAUGUGUAAAAAUUAUAAAUCCAGAGUAAACUAUAAGUAAGAUGUUAAGUUCACUUAAAGAACAAGUAAAAAGGCUAAGAACUGCUAAGUUAGUUUCUACUGAGAAUAUACUUCAAAAUGAACUUUCAUCUACUAAAUAAUGUGUGUCAAGUAUUGAACUGAAUCAGUACACUUCUGAAGUCGUACGCAACACUGCUCGGUAAGAACUACUUAUUUCCUUUUUUUUGAUACUACACAAAUGUGUGAGUAAAUUAAUCAAAAUAUACAAUAAAAAAACAGAAGUGCUGCAUGACCAGUGAUUACAUUUUGUGAAGAAGUAUCAGUUCACUUGAUCAGGUGUAAAUGGAAUUUUUUUUAUACUCAUAAUUACUACCGCUAAACUUAAAACUAACAUGUUGUUGCACGUAACACACUAAAAAGUGUACUACUAGAACAUUAAAAUGAGUUUACUUGCUACAAAGGUUGUCGAACGCGUCAUCACGAUGAAUCUCAUCCAGAAUAAAAGUUUGUGUUUACAUGAAAUACUUCUGUGCACUGCACAUGUUCAUUUUGAAUUGGUAAAAUGAUAUAAGCACAUUUAUGUAUUUAAGAAAAAAUGUAAAUACUAAAUUUAAUAGACAAGUUUAUACAUAAUUAUUAUUGUUGGUAAAUAACCAACAUUAUUGAUGAAUAUAAAUAUCUCCUCUACACUCUUAAAAAAGGUACUUUGAUGCCACAGAAGACACAAAAAAAGUGAUUUAAAGAACCUUUGACUGAAUGAUUCUUUGUGGAACCACUAAUUCAUCGCUGUGAAGAAAGCACCUUUAUUUUUAAGAGUGUAUGUACAUGUGUGUGUUUAUAAACAUAAAAUAAUCAGCACAUUACAUGGACAUAUAUGAUGUGAAAACAAACCUUUAUUCUGGAUGGGAUCUAUCGUUUGACAGACCUUCUUGCUACAUAAAUCAUGCUUUUAAAUGCUCUUGAAGUAUACUUAAGUAAACCUAAUAAAGUACACAACAAAGAGAAUGGACGGUGAGCCGAUGGGUGACUUGUGAUCCUGUCUGAUGAGGAUUUGUCACGUCUUCAAGGUUAACAGUUGAUGUCUCGCUCUCUGUGUGUCUGCUGGACUUGUGUGAGAUGAGUAUCACAGCUCAGCAUUACAGUAAGUCUUCAUCUAUCCCUUUAGCGUGUCUGAUUACACAACGUGAAGGACGAUGGGUUUAGAUCAGGUCUGAUACAGGAAUAGAGCUGGAGGUGGAGUUCUGAAGGACUGCGUGGGAUUAUGGGUAAUCCCUGAAGAGUAAAGUCAACCGUGUGUGGAGGACAACAGAGAGGACGCUCAGAGACCAGACCAGACCAGACCAGACGAGUGGAGUAUAGGUGUCGUCUGAAGAGGAUGAAUUUUGCAGCUCAGUUUUACUACGCUAACUUCGUGAAUGAUGGCACGUCGCCUCAGGAGACGCGGAGAACUUUCAAUGACAGCGAGGAAUACGAUCCCUUCUGGCAGAGGUGGGAUAACCCCGAAUCUCCACUGUGUAGAGCGUCUCAGAUACCUUCUACUUCCCAGAAUCCUCUGGGGUCUGAGACAGUUGUGGAAUUUAAAACUGUAGUUUCAGAUAGAGAUCAUGUAGCGUUUCCUCGGUUUUCCCCGUCCCAUCCCGAGUCCCUCAGGCUUGCACCUAAAACCCUUGAGACAUUCAAAUCUGAUGUGAUCGACCAUCCGUACACAUCUUCAUCAUCUUCAUCUUCAUCAGAAUGCACAAAGAGCCCUCGAGUGUCUACAGCUCCAGCACCUCUAAAGACGCCUCCUCAUCAUCAAAGUGGAGCUUUAAAGACGGAGGAGACUCCUUCAGUGUCCAGUUCUCCUGUAGAUACCACAGAAAACUCCUCAUCUGUAGAUUCUUCUCUUCCAUCACGUCCAGAAAACAACCCGCUCCUGCUUCUCCUCCAGACUUCAGUCUACAUCCUCCUCAAACUCUUCCUCUCCUUCCUCCUCCUCUUUCUGCCACGUUCAGAACAGCGCCGAGGUUCCACCAGACCUGACUGCUCCUUUCACAGCGGCCCAUGUCUGAAAGAUGCACACAUCAGCAACGGCCAGACGGGCCGACGCUCAACCCUCAUCUGCCCAGAACGCCUCAAAGAUUUUGGAGCUGAGGAAUAUCUCAACGGCGAUGUGAAGGUCUUUGAGACUAGUGUUACAGAACCACCAGAGAUCCUGUUAAUGUCCACACCAAAACCCACUGCCAAGAGAGGCGCUGAGAUCAAGACCACAUCUAAACCUGCGAGCGAGCAUCUCCGCUUUGAAGACAUCAGUGCGGCUGUAUUAAAACUCCAGAAGUCUGGGAUUCAGAAAACUCCCUGUUCUUAUUCCAGACUAUCCAAACAGUACGGGAUGGAAAUUUACCUGAAGAAAGAACAUCUUCAUUACACGGGUUCUGUGAAGGAGAGAGGAGUCCUGUGCCUGCUGUCUUCACUACAACAGGAACAGCAGAGGAAAGGUGUGAUCGCGGCCACAGACUGUAAUUUCUCAAUGGCAGUAGCUCAUCAUGCUGUGGAGAUGAGAAUCCCGGUGUUUGUCAUCAUGCCGGCACACAGCUCACCAUCACGCCUUCGUAUGUACAGAGACUACGGCGCCAUGGUCAUCUCGUACGGCAGCACUCCUCAAGAUUCUGUGAAUCACGCUCGCCACCUCGCCAGAGAGAACGGAUACCUGUGUCUGGAGGAGGACGACAGCGCCGUGUAUCUGGCAGGUCUGGGAACAGUUGGUUUGGAGAUCUAUGAGCAGGUGUCCAAACUGGACGCUGUCAUCAUUCCUGCGGGCGGUCACUGCGGUCUUCUGGCUGCAACUGCUGCGGCCAUCAAACACCUGAACCCUCGCAUCUCUGUCAUAGGUGCUGAACCGGAGGAGUUUCCUCUUCUGCUGCAGUCACUCAAAACAGACUCGCCCAUCAAAGAUCUCUACUGUAACCCCAAUAAAAAACUUUACAGAGAUCUGGUGGAAAACUCUUUGGGGACGCACACCUUCCAACUGGCCAAGAAAAUGGUGGAUAAAGUGAUUUCUGUGAGGGAGGCAGACGCUCUGGUGGCGAUGUUGAGACUUCAGGAGUAUGAACACUCAACAGUGGACACAGAGGGUGCUAUGGGUUUAGCGGCUAUCUUAGGUGGUCAGCUGCCUGAACUUAAAGGCAAAAGGGUGGCUAUCAUAGUGAGCAGUUCUAACAUGGAUCUGGACCUGGUUCUGCAGUGUGUGGAACGUGCUCUGGUUCUAGACGAGAGAGUCAGUCACUUCACCGUCCAGCUGGGCGAUUUGCCCGGAGACAUGGCCAAACUACUGGACCUACUGGCUCGAGAGGACGUCCGGCUGUUGGAUGUUUGUCACAAGCGUUACAGCGAUAAAUCUGAUCUCUUCAAAGCUCAGGUCGAGUGUGUCGUUGAGACUUGUGAUAAAACUCAGAACUGUAAACUGAGACGAACGCUGUCAGACCGAUACCCGACACUGCGCUGGCUGUAG